This is a messenger RNA of Prorocentrum cordatum, 1074 nucleotides long. The record is from the annotation of a GenBank genome assembly. NCBI's taxonomy places the organism in Eukaryota, Dinophyceae, Prorocentrales, Prorocentraceae.
GACGCCGAGCAGUUCGGCGAGAACCAGACAGACGCGCUCCAGGAGAAGCUCAGGAACUUCUACGGCCUUGGAUGCAUUGAGAAGUUGAGGGCGCUGCAAGACGCUGAUGAGAAUAAGGAUACCGACGCCACAUCAGACGUUCGUGCUGCGAAGAGGGCGCAGCGCCUUCAGGAGGAAGAGGAGAUGUGGGAGGAGCUCAAGGCAGGCAACUUCGCGUUCGCGGCGCGGGGUGAGCGGAUGAGCAGCAAGUUCAACAGAGCACUGAUUGCGAGUAAGGAGCUCGCGGACGGCUACAAGGAGAAGAUCGGCCUCAUUGCCAAGGCCAAGUUCAGGGCCGACUGGGCAGAGCAGCAGUACCAGUUCUUCAAGAAGAACAAAAGCAAGACUGAAACGAACACGAAGAAGGAGAAGUUGAAGGGCAAGUACCUGGCGCUCAACAGGAUAUGCCACAAAGAGGGAGGUGGGUGCGACGGCAUGCGAGCUGCGACAUGCUACGCGGUCAACUGCAUCAUUCUGGGCAAGCAUUGGUGCAAGUUCGACCAGAUGACGAACGCGCUGAAGUUCUACUACGUCGAGCACGAGAUCAGCGACGAGUACACGACUGCAUGGACGUCCUUCGAGCAGUGGGCCAAUGAUGAUGGCCAGGUGGCAGCUGCGGCGCUCGAGGGCGGCGCUGGAGGCGCUGCGUCAUCGAUCGGCGACGCGCCCGUGGUGGUUGCCAAGCCAAAGGCGAAGCCCAAGCCCAAGGCGAAGCCCAAGGCAGGAGGAGCCACGACCCUCGCGGCGAAGCUGUGCGAGGCGGCCGCGGACGGCCCCGGCGAGGAGGAUGAGGAGGCGGCAGCAGAGGACGAGGAGCCACAGGCGCCAGCACCGCGCGAGGAGGGAGAGGAGCCAACGAAGCGCGAGAGGACGACUCUCGAGCUGUCGACUCUGGCCUUCAAGAAGCAGAAGAUGAUCUUCCGCGGGGUCAUGCAGCAGGCAGCGUCCACGGCCGCCCUCAUCGAGUCAUCGGGCGACUGGAAGUGGGCCAGGAACGAUGAGAACCAGGGUGUGAUGACUACGGCGAAGCACGCG